Messenger RNA from Catharus ustulatus (Swainson's thrush), 4626 nucleotides. RefSeq names its product atrial natriuretic peptide receptor 2-like. The transcript is spliced from 24 exons. Gene Ontology annotation, biological process: receptor guanylyl cyclase signaling pathway; protein phosphorylation; intracellular signal transduction. Bases 288 to 2786 code for a protein of 832 amino acids. The record is from RefSeq and is a predicted model, not a curated record. NCBI's taxonomy places the organism in Eukaryota, Metazoa, Chordata, Aves, Passeriformes, Turdidae. Gene Ontology annotation, molecular function: ATP binding; protein kinase activity; guanylate cyclase activity.
GUUUUUAAAAUUUCCCGUGCCUCUCUCUUUACAUGCAGAGAUGGAAAUGUGUAUCUCAAGUAGCUGGGAUACAUUGUUAAAUCAGACAAUUGCCAGCCAUUACUGUCUGUCCAUCUUUUAUCCAAGAUUCCCAAGUACAUGAGGCCAUUCUCCAGGAAUUCUGAAUGAGGUGAUAGAUAAAUAGCUGUAAAGCAUCAAUCAAUCUGCCUAAGAGUCAGAUGAUGGUUACAUUUUAACAAGGCACUGCAAGAAAAUCCCCACAGUUGGUUUUCUAGUUUUAAGCGGUGAUGUUAGUGGAGGGGUGGCAUGAUUUAAGUAACAAAGACUAUGACUGUUGGCCUCUAGAAAAGCCAGAUGAGUAUAAUAUGCUGGACUGUGGAGGACUGGAGAUGACAUGGGUACAAAGGCCUCCAGAAAAGGCUGUCAGUGGGGAAUCCUUCAAUGUCACCUAUUCAGUCUUUGCUUCAGACAGUUUUUAUCAAUAUGCUGUGCAAAAUGGAAUCCUUUCCCACAGCAAUGCUACUGCUGCAAAGGAAUUCUGUGAGGAGCAUGAAUGUCCCGUCAGAUGGAAAGAUGCAAAUGGGGACAACUGCUGUAUCUACCAUGCCAACAUUCAUUCCUGCCCGUUGGCCUUCAUGGCUAAAGGAGGAAUAUGUGGUCCGUGGAUACCAGAUGAUGGUCAGAUAUUUACUCACACUUUGUCUACUGCUGGCAAAAUGAGCCAAAGAAACUGGACUGCCAAGGUUGUUUUAGUUCACGUGGGUGUGACUUCUCUCAUUGCACACAUCAGAGUUGGGAGAAUCCAAGCUGCUCUGGAAGCAAAAACCACAGUCCUUCCUGCAGUAGUCUGUGGAGAUGGCUUUUGUGAGGAAGAAGAAGGCUGCUCUAUAUGCCCAGCAGACUGUGGGGAAUGCCCUCUUUCUGUUGAGAUUAGGAUAGCAAUUGCCUUACCAAUAUGUUUAGUCUGCACUGGCUUUAUUUUAGCAGUCAUGUGGUUUCAGUAUCAGAAACAAAAGAUGCUUUGGGAUGAAAGCUGGAUUAUAGACUUCACCAGCAUCAAACAAGAUUGCAUUAUACGGACAGCAACAGGAAGCAUGAUGAGUGCCCCCCCAGCACCCAGUGACUCCUGUGUCAGUUGUGUUACUGCUCUGAGCUCCUGCACAGCAGCUGCCAACACGGCCAGGAGGAAGUACUUCACCCAAACUGGGAGAUAUGAUGGUAGAACAGUGGCCAUAAAGAAAAUAAUGAAGAAGGCAUUUACACUGUCUAAAACUAUACGUAAAGAAGUAAAGCGAGUGAGGGAACUUGAUCAUCCCAAUCUCUGCAAAUUCAUUGGAGGUUGUAUAGAAGUUCCAAAUGUUGCCCUUGUCACAGAGUACUGCCCCAAAGGCAGCCUGAGUGAUGUGCUCCUCAAUGAAGAUAUUCCUUUAAACUGGGGUUUCAGGUUUUCUUUUGCUACUGAUAUUGCUCAAGGAAUGGCUUAUCUCCACCACCAUAAAAUGUAUCAUGGACGGUUGAAGUCUAAUAACUGUGUGAUAGAUGACCGGUGGGUUUGCAAAAUUGCAGAUUAUGGCUUGCAGUCAUACAGAAAAGAAGAUUCUCCUGAUGGAUCAAGUUCAUCCCAGCAGCAUUUGAUUUACACAGCUCCUGAAAUACAUACUCUUUCAGAUUUUGAACCCAAUUCUAUGUCAGAUGUCUACAGUUACGCCAUCAUUUUACUAGAAAUUGCCACAAGAAGUGACCCUCUGGCAAAAGAUGAUGUGCAUUCAGCUGAAUAUUCUCAGUGCCCACCUUUGGCAGAAUUAAUUUCAGGAAAGACUGGGAAUUCUUGCCCAUGUCCCACAGAUUAUACAGAGUUAAUUGAAAGGUGCAGAAGAAAUAAUCCAUCCCAGAGGCCUACAUUUGAACAAGUCAAGAAAAUGUUGUACAAGAUGAAUCCUGUUAGCCCUGUUGACAUGAUGAUGACUCUGAUGGAGAAAUAUAACAAACAUCUGGAGGUACUGGUUUCUGAGAGAACCCAGGAUUUAAUGCAUGAAAAACAGAAGACUGAUCGUCUGUUGUAUAGUAUGUUGCCAAAACAAGUAGCAGAUGAUCUCAGGCAAGGAAAACAUGCACAAGCUCAAACUUACUCAAGUGCCACCAUCUUCUUCAGUGACAUUGUGGGCUUCACUGAGCUGUCCAGCAGCAGCACACCAUACCAAGUGGUAGACCUCUUGAACAAGCUUUAUACCACUUUUGAUGAAAUCAUAGAUAACUAUGAUGUCUAUAAGGUGGAGACAAUAGGAGAUGCCUAUAUGGUGGUGUCGGGAGUACCCAAGGAGAAUGGGAUCCUUCAUGCUGGCGAGAUUGCAAGCAUGGCUUUAGACCUUCUGGAUGUCUGCAAGACUUUUAAGAUCCCACACAAGCCUAGUACCCUCCUAAAGAUAAGAGCAGGAAUACAUUCAGGGGCAGUUGUAGCUGGAGUUGUUGGAACCAAAAUGCCACGGUACUGUUUAUUUGGAGAUACUGUGAACACAGCUUCCAGGAUGGAAUCUACCAGUGAAGCUCUUAAAAUACAGUGCAGUUCAAGUGCAUACCAGCUGUUGGAGCAGAUUGGAGAGUAUGUGUUAAUAUGUCGUGGGAAUUUACAAGUCAAGGGGAAAGGAGACAUGGUCACAUACUGGCUUGAAGGAAAGAAAACCUCUGUCACACAGAAGGCAGUCACCAGCACUCCAGGGACUCCUCAAGAUGCCAACAGAGUUUCAUAUAAUCCGAUACCAGGUGUCCUUCCCAGUGAUCCUCUCUGAAGUCCUGUUUCCUAGUCACUCAUUAACUCCAGUAUCCCUCUGCUUUCAGUUAUUAGGUCAUCCUGCUGAAUUAGAAAAUUAGAAAAGAGAUAAUACACCCCUUUGGCCUUGUGAAUGUAUUAGCUCAGGCUUUAUUUACAGAUGUUUCUCCCAGCAGUGGCACUGAAAAUACAAAAAAGGCAAAAAAACCAUCUUAUGGAGUAAUAUGUAGAAAUGGCCCACCAGCUACCAGAGCAGAAGGUAGCUCCCAGUGUUACUUCUUGAUUUGAUUUUGAUGGGAAAUCCUCAGCCAGCAGCCAUGACUUUAAAAUUAGCUAGUUGGACAUUCCAGCCCAUGAGGUACUCCCACGGGAGACAAUGUAGUGUUACUAUUUAGUGGUAUCAUAAACUCUGUGGGCGUGGUUGGUUUUGUGCUGUGAAAGGGAAAAAUGAGGUGUGUAUUGUGUGGGGAAGUAAGAUCCAUCAAAAGAGGAGGAUAAAGCAGAGAAAUUAUAGUGGAUACAAAUUGAAAUGAAUUUGUACUCCUAUUUCCAUUUCAUCCUUACUGUCUGGAGCUUAGAAAGAAGAAUUACGAAAAAAGUCUGGUGUGUUUCCAUGCAGCCAUUUCCUAGUGACACCUGCCAUCUUGCUGCAGGGAGCUGAAAAUCUUGGGAGAGAAAUGCAAGACAUUGUUUGCUGUUGCUAAACAGGAUAAAGUUCACUACAGGUGCUCUUGUCUUUGGCUGCUCUGGGAUUUCUCUGAAAAAUAGCUCUCAACAUUAACUGAUGUUGUUGCUUUGACAAAAGUGGCAGUGAACCUACUAUUGCUGGACAGCUGUCUGUCAGUGAAAUCAGCCAGCCCUCUGAGUCACUGUGUAAUUUAGGACACAGUUUAGGAAAGACCCAGCAUUUCCCGUAAAGAGAGAACCAUCACUACAUCACUACUAGUAAUGUCUAGAUGAACAUGAUUCUUUGAGCAUAGCUGGUGUUGGCUUUAUACUUACCUUUCGGGGUCAAUCUGUUUUGAAAAGUUUAGCCCAUUCCAGUUCAACUGGUUAACCAAUCUAACAGAGUAAGUGAAACUGAGAGUCAAAGGAUCUCAAGUGUCAAAGAAUUUCCACCAUAAUGUGAAAUAGACUGGAUAACGCUAAAUGGGAGGAGAUAAAAAGGAAGGACUUUGAGUGACACAGCAGCACUUACUCCUGCUUAUUCUACUCCCUUACCCUCCAGUCUGUCCCUGAUCCUAGGUAGAAGAACAAAAGCAUGCAUGUAGUUGCAUUUUUUCUCGUAUUUGUGUAGUUUAACCAAACAGCUGACAACUUAUUCAUAUUCCUAUGUAGCUAGCAUAGCUUCAACUUUUAAUUCCAAAUAUGUGCUGUGUAGUAGUGACAGGAGUAUCACGCUAUGGUCUUUUUUCAGCUUCUGUGAGAAGUAAAUGCAGCAGUAAUGAUUGAGUUUUCAGGGAUGCCUAAGACAGAUAGAAAGUUAAGUACUCCCAAAUUAUAGGAGAUUUUUUUGAUCUACACAGAAAAGAUAUAUAGCAUUCUGGGUCUGUAUGUCUCGGAAUGUAUCUGCAACUUGAAUAGAACAAAAAUCACAGCAAGGGACAUAGACGUAGCUGACUUUGGCACAUGAGAUCCCAACAUAAACUCCAGCCAAAUCUUUUUAAAUCAAAAUUUUUAGUUAGUUUCAUAUUUUUCUAAGCUUAAAAAUUCCAUUCUCCUUUUUAAAAUUUCAUAUUAGAAGGUAUAAUUGUUUUGUAAUCUUAGCAGAAUAAACCUUUCAGUUAUCAGUAGCCCACCCAGAGAUAUCCUCCUAUAUAACUAUUUCCUUUAUCCAAUUGCUAUCUAGAAAUUGUGAA